UCCACGCCUUCCAGAACCUUCCAUUCCCCAAAUGGCCGUCUCUCUCCUCCCCGCUCCCCGCCGCUCCUCGCUCCCUCGCCGCCGCUCCAGCCGCCGAGAGGAGAGUUCGGUCCCGUCACGGCAGACGCUCCACCGCAAUCUUCUCCAGUAGGGCCCGCGAACAGAGGUACGGCGAGGAGGGUUUUGGUGUGGUCGCUUGGUUGGGAGGGUUCUUGGGGUUUGGGUGUAUGGACCCAAUGCCGAGUCUGGUCAAGGUGGAGGAGGAGGAUGGCCAUGGGACAGGCGAUUCGCCGGGGGCCACGGCGGCACCGAGGCCGCUGGAGGGGCUGCGCGAUGCCAAGCCGUCGCUUUUCCUGACAAAGACGUACGACAUGGUCGAUGACCGGAGCACCGACAACGUCGUGUCGUGGAGCGCUGGCAACAACAGCCUCGUCGUCUGGGAUCUGCACCGCUUCUCCGCAGUGCUGCUGCCGAGGCACUUCAAGCACAGCAACUUCUCCACCUUUGUCAGGCAGCUCAACACCUAUGGUUUCAGAAAGGUGGAUCCUGAUCGAUGGGAGUUUGCCAAUGAGGGUUUUCUACGGGGACAGAGGCACCUUCUGAAGAACAUCAGACGUCGAAGACCUCCCGCUAAUACUGCUCCAAAUCAGCAAUCUCUUGGAUCAUACCUUGAGGUGGGACACUUUGGAAAUCAUACAGAUACCGACCAGCUGAAAAGGGACAAGCAACUAUUGAUGGCAGAAGUGGUGAAGCUAAGGCAGGAACAGCAGAGCAUGAAAACGCACCUGAAAGGCAUGGAGGAGAGGCUACAUGGAACCGAGCGGAAGCAGCAGCAAAUGACAGCAUUCCUGGCACGUGUCUUCCGGAACCCUGAAUUAUUGAAGCAACUGGUUUCCCUGAAUGGGGUGAGGAAGGAGCUCCAUGACGCUAUGUCAAAGAAAAGGAGGCGUAGCAUCGAUCAGGGUCCUGAAGCUGAUGACAUGGGUGCCAGUGGCAGCCUGGAGCAAGACUCACCUGUUCUGUCUGAUCCACAUGAGUCAGUGGAGCUUCUUGGAGAGGUGUCGGUGGAACUCCUUGCUGACGGCGUCCCAUCUGAGCUGGAAAGUUCGGUGGCACUCCUUGCUGAUGGGAUCCCACCUGACCUGGAAGGUGCGGCGGAACUCCUUGUUGAUGUGAUUCCAUCUGAUAUCAACGACUCAGGCGUUGACACUAACGGUGUAAAGCCACAGGAUUUUGGUCUCGGUACCUGUGAAGUGCAGCAGAACGGAGCCCAGGGGGUGUUGCAUGAUGAUUUCUGGGAGGAGCUGAUGAGCAGAGCACUCAGCGCUGAGGAUGACAACCCGGUUAACGUGGACGGCAUGGAUGUGAUGUCCGAGAAGACGGAUCAUCUCGUCCCAAACAGCCCGACCCGCGCAACCUAGUUCCAAAUUUCAUUCUGUUAUAUCGCUGUGGCUUCUGUCGUGUUUCAUCCGCCCACCCUGCAGUCUGCACGCAAGGAAUUCUGCUGUGUCCAUGGUGAUUCCCCUUCGUGUCUGUCUUCUAAACUCUGCAACGGGAAAUGUUUCCAUGAAACCGUCGUAGCCCUCCAUA
Messenger RNA from Triticum dicoccoides, 1590 nucleotides. Its product is annotated as heat stress transcription factor A-2b-like. Gene Ontology annotation, biological process: cellular response to heat; regulation of transcription by RNA polymerase II. Gene Ontology annotation, cellular component: nucleus. NCBI's taxonomy places the organism in Eukaryota, Viridiplantae, Streptophyta, Magnoliopsida, Poales, Poaceae. The record is from RefSeq and is a predicted model, not a curated record. Gene Ontology annotation, molecular function: DNA-binding transcription factor activity; RNA polymerase II cis-regulatory region sequence-specific DNA binding. Bases 228 to 1421 code for a protein of 397 amino acids. The transcript has 2 exons.